AUGCAACGGUUUUUGGUUUUCGCGGUUUUGUUAUUGGGAAGUAUUGGAUAUUUGGAUUCCGCAGCGGAUAUUUGUGAGAUUCUCGACACAAACUACUGUUUCUACUUCUCCGACGCUACCUGUAACAUCAAACUGUGUCAAUGUGAGGCAUGCUCAAAACCAGACAAGGCUCUAGCACUUCUAGAGGCCUCAGGAUCCUCGAAUUCGACUCAAGAACACGAAAAGUUGUGCCCAUCGUGGUGUGGACAUAUGACGGACGAGAAAAUUGCGAACAUUUUGGAGACUAAGGACAACUCUACCUCAGAACUCCCAGAAAUUUCAUUCGAAUGUGAGGACCUUAAAGAAAACUGUCUUGCUAAGAAAGGGUACAACGGGCACUGUUAUUUCUAUGAGAAAAAUUGUGAGCCGCUGCCACAAAUCACUAGGAAAGGAAAGUCUAAGAAGAAUUCACGAAUCCCAAAAACCAUCGCCGAGUGUCUUAAACAUCAGAAGAAAUGCAGUCAAAAGUACAAACGGCACUUCAGUUGCAAGACUUUUAGAAAGUACUGUAGGAAGUUUGAUCUACCGGAGUUGGAGAGCAAUAACUCUACGAAUACAACCCUGCCACAAGUAACCCCACUCGAGCAAUGUCUCAACUUCCAAAAGAUCUGCGCGGCGAAAUACAAAAAACAUUUCGCGUGCCGGCAAUACCGCAAGAAGUGCAAAGUAUUCGACCUCCCAGAAAUUCACUUUGAGGAUUCAGAAGUCACUCAGAUGACGUCACGUCAUCACAAACAUCAUAUGAGAAAGGGACAUGGAAAGGGGAGCAACGAGACUGUGGUGAUUUCGACGGAUGAAGUUUUUGUGGGAGGAGGAGCGAAUGAGACAUUGGUGGAGACGUUGUUGAAAAGGAAUUAA
Molecule: messenger RNA, 897 nt
Organism: Caenorhabditis remanei
Lineage: Eukaryota; Metazoa; Nematoda; Chromadorea; Rhabditida; Rhabditidae
Exons: 4
Coding region: 1-897 (298 amino acids)
Source: RefSeq, a predicted model, not a curated record